Molecule: messenger RNA, 3189 nt
Organism: Galdieria sulphuraria
Lineage: Eukaryota; Rhodophyta; Bangiophyceae; Galdieriales; Galdieriaceae
Product: alpha-mannosidase
Exons: 2
Coding region: 23-3028 (1001 amino acids)
Biological process (GO): mannose metabolic process; oligosaccharide catabolic process
Molecular function (GO): carbohydrate binding; alpha-mannosidase activity
Source: RefSeq, a predicted model, not a curated record
AAUUCUUGUUGUUGUAUAGAAAAUGUUUGCCCGUCCGAGUAACGAGGAGCUUACUUUGGAUAGAAUAAACCAGUUUUGUGGAUGGAAAAAUCUUAAACCAAAGAGUCACGUGGUUCCUUCUAGGAAAGGGACCACUCUUUGUGGCAAUCUGUGGACUCAGGUGGAUAGUAACUGUGUGAAGUUGGAAGUUUUUUCUAGUUCAGAACGAAUAACCUUUGAUGAAGCUAUAAAAAAAUCAUAUCAAGCAACUCAUGUUGGUGAACAGUUUGGUCCAUCAUGGUCUACUCACUGGUUCAGGCUUUCCUAUAUUAUUCCAUCCUAUAUGGAAGGACAGGAAGUACACUUGCUAUGGGAUAGCAACUCUGAGGCUCUCGUAUGGAGUUCCAACGGCCAUCCACUACAAGGGUUGACAGGUGGAAUAGGUAACAUGGUAAGGUAUGAUAUGAAGUUAUCAAAUGCAGCAAAGAAGGAAGAAAGUGGUAUAUUAUUCAUAGAAAUGGCUUGCAAUGGUCUCUUUGGCAAUGGUGCUGGUGGCACUGAGGAACCACCCGAUCCUUGUCGAAAAUUCCAAUUGUCUGAGGCUGCAAUUGCAGUAUUUCGAAGAGAUAUUUGGAACAUUCUUUGUGAUUUUACUAUUCUAAAAGACAUGAUAGCUUUUCUACCAAAGGGCAAUCCAUGGAGGGAACGUGCAUUGGUAUUAGCGAAUGCAGUCAUUAAUGAAUUUUCAUUCCAUGAUAAGAAAAAGAUUGUAAAAUGUGAAGAAAUUCUACGAAACUUUUUGAAGCAGAAAAAUGGAGAUGGACAAGCCAUGAUUGCAGCAGUUGGACAUUGUCAUAUUGAUACAGCCUGGUUAUGGCCUUAUGAUGAGACUAUUAGAAAAUGUGCUCGGAGUUGGGCUACACAGUUGACAAACAUGGAAAUGUUUCCAAAAUAUAAAUUUGCAUGUAGUCAAGCACAACAAUAUGAAUGGGUGAAGAAAUAUUAUCCCCAACUUUGGAGUAGAAUCUCAGAUAAAGUGAAGAAUAAUCAAUUUAUACCUAUUGGAGGAACAUGGGUUGAGAUGGAUUGUAAUCUGCCUAAUGGAGAGAGUCUCAUAAGGCAAUUUCUUUUUGGCCAAAAGUUCUUCCAAAAAGAAUUUGGAGUCAGAACAAAAGUAUUUUGGUUACCAGAUACAUUUGGAUAUGCACCACAGUCUGGAUGGGAUGGUAGCCAAGUUUUGGCGCACUUUCCUCCGGCUGAUACAUACAAUGCUCUUGGAACAGUUGAUGAAGUCCUCAAAUCUGUUUCAAACAAUCACGAAAUUGGUGUUUAUAACAGUUCUCUUAUGUUAUUUGGGCACGGCGAUGGAGGCGGUGGGCCUACUCCAGCAAUGUUGGAGAGUCUAUCUCGUAUGGAAAACAUAGCAGGUUUGCCUAGAGUCAACUUGGAUACAACGCCCACCAAAUUCUUUGAGGAAAUGGAGAAACAUAAAAAUGAGUUGCCAGUAUGGUUGGGUGAGCUUUACCUGGAGGAACACAGAGGUACUUUAACAAGUCAGUCAUUUGUGAAGAGAGACAACAGGAGAGCAGAAGAAAUGAUGAAGGAAAUUGAAGCAUUGUAUUCAAUAUUGUAUGCCUGUUAUGAUGUCUCUUAUCCUCAUGAGACUAUUAAUCAGUUGUGGAAGUAUAUUCUGUUGAACCAAUUCCACGACGUUUUACCUGGAAGUUCCAUUGGGGACGUUUACAAAGACGUAAGAGUAUAUUACAAGAAAAUCUUCGAACAAGGAAAACAACUUUUAAACAAAGGAUUGAGUUUAUUCCAUUCAAGUCAUAAUAGCUCCAACAAUGGUUCUAGCAGCAAACUUCAGCUGAGAUUGGAUACUUCCAGUAUUGCACUUGUAGAUACUCAAGUUGUUUCUAACGGCCAUGAAAGUCCUGUCUCUUUAGAAGAAGGCGAAGACUCUAUAAAAAUGUCGAAUGGGAAGAUAGAUGUCGUGCUGGAUAAACAUGGAAGACUUUGCUCUUUAAAAAGUCGAGAUACGGAUAGAGAUUUCAUCGCUCCAGGUCAUUUUGGAAACAGUCUUGUGCUUUAUGAAGAUGUUCCCACUGCAUUUGAUGCAUGGAAUAUUGAAUCUUAUUCCGAUGACAAGCCUUUACCUAUGCAACAACCACCGAAUUACAAGAUUCUAUCAAAAGGUCCUCAGGAAGUUGCAGUCCAGUUUUCUUAUUCACUUGGGGAGAAUAGCACUCUUGAUCAAGUCAUUAAGCUCCGUGCAGGAUCCGAUAUGCUCCAAUUCAAAAAUCAGUGUUACUGGAAUGAAAGCUUCAAAAUGCUACGUGUGGAAUUUCCUACAAGUAUUCGUUCAGAAAGAGUUGCUUAUGAGACUCAAUUUGGAUAUGUAAUGAGACCGACUCACCGCAACACAUCUUGGGAUGCUGCCAAGUUUGAAGUUUGCGGACACCGCUUUAGUGAUAUAUCAGAACCUGGUUAUGGUUUAGCCCUAUUGAACGACAGUAAAUAUGGACACUCUGCAAAAGGAAGUACACUGCGGCUUACAUUAUUAAGAUCACCAAAGAGUCCAGACAAGGAAUGCGAUAUGGGAUAUCACACCUUUUCUUAUGCAGUGCUGCCACAUACUCCUGAAUUUCCAUGUGCGCAAGUAUAUCGAGCUGCUGAUGAUUUAAAUAGAGAAUCGAGUCGAGAGAGUGGAUGGACUUGUUCUACAACAGAAGGAAAGCCAAGUUUUAGUAUUUCAGUAGAAGCACAAGAUGGAAGAGAUGGUAUUCUUAUAUCGACCCUUAAAAAGGCUGAAGAAGAAAAUGCUUUGAUUCUUCGUAUAUAUGAGUCGCUUGGCCGUCACUGUUCUAGUGUUAUUCGACUUGCUCAACAGUUACCGUUAGCUGAGGUUAAAGCAGCCAACUUGUUGGAAGAGGAAGAAAGUCAAACUACAAAUGAUUCUGCCGCAAUUUCCAGAAACAAUCGUAACAUACAAGUCACUUUAAGGCCAUUCGAAAUUGUUUCUCUCAAGUUGAAACUCAGUAGUGGAUAAUUAUUUGGAUGUUUUUUCGAGGGUUGUUUUUGUAAAAGUUUUAUUUUCAUUUGAUUUGCGUUUUUAGUCGAAUCUGUUUCAGCUGUUAUUGCCACCGUUUGGUAAAGAGACAUUCCUUGUCCAACAGGGAAACGCUAUGUGAUAAAACAUCUAAUUCAGCC